Amphibalanus amphitrite is the source of this 2851-nucleotide messenger RNA. RefSeq lists its product as uncharacterized. Gene Ontology annotation, biological process: DNA integration. NCBI's taxonomy places the organism in Eukaryota, Metazoa, Arthropoda, Thecostraca, Balanomorpha, Balanidae. The record is from RefSeq and is a predicted model, not a curated record. The transcript is spliced from 4 exons. Gene Ontology annotation, molecular function: zinc ion binding; nucleic acid binding. The coding region runs from base 543 to 2786 and encodes 747 amino acids.
CUGAUGGGCACUCUCUGACCGGCCGUGAUCCAAUACAGUCCGUCUGAUGAAGAAGUGCUUGUGAGUGAGACGGCGGCAACAUAACAGUGGCGACGAGAGAGGAAGAACUCAGAGAGGAAGAGCUCGGUAAAGUAUGCCUGCUCACGGCAAACUGGAACCGUUUGAUGCGCAAUCUGAGAUACUCACUGAUUAUUUGGAAAGAUUUGAGUUUUACUGUGUCGCUAAUGAGGUCCGGUCAGAGAGUAAGAAGAAAGCCAUAUUUUUGUCUUCUGUUGGUCAGUCCACAUUUGAGAAAGUCAAGGCUCUGAUUAGUCCUCAAACGUUGGACGCGGCUUCUUUUGAAGAGAUCAAGAAUGUUUUGAAGGUUCAUUUUAGUCCAGCAAAGAUUGAAAUCGCAGAGCGAUACAGAUUUUUUCAAAGGAAACAAAGCAGUGAAGAAUCUGUUGCGGAAUAUAUAGCUUCUCUCAGGAAGCUCGCAGUUCACUGCAGUUUUGGAUUAUAUCUUGAUACUGCGCUACGUGAUCAAUUCGUGUGUGGACUGAAUGAUGCCAGGUGUCAGAAGGAGUUGCUGUGCGUGUCGUCACUGUCGCUGCAGGAUGCAGUUCAGCACGCCAGGUCAUAUGAAGCGGUCGCCAGGGAGUCCGCGGCGAUUCACCCGACGCAACCGACUUCAACGGCAGAUCCGACCCAUCACCAGGUGGAGUUUGUUUCUGCUGGGUCUCGAGGCAGAUCAUGUUUUCGAUGCGGUAGCUCAACCCAUCUUGCGAAUCGUUGUCGGUUCAUGCGUACUGUCUGCUUUGCGUGUGGAUUGCGCGGUCAUUUGGCAGCCGUCUGCAGGAACCCGGGAGCGGGCGCUGCGGCUGGUGAGGUGCUGCCGCCUGGUGGCCGACCCGCGAGUCGCGGUGACCCGACCGGCGGCCGCAGUGGCCCGGCCGGCGGUGCCGAGGGAGGGUCGCGGCCUGGACCGUCCGGUCGGGAGGGGGCGCGGUCAGGCCUUUCCAGUCGACCGCUCGGAAGAGGACCAGUCACAGCAGACAACAGGCACCAGAAAGGAGGAAGAUCCGGUGGACGAGAGGUCCAUCAGACUGGAGAACUGGAAGAGGACUCUGGAGAUGAGUAUUCGGUGCUCCACACCCAUCAACCCCGAGGCGUUGCAGGAGAAAUAUGAAGAUGUGUUCUCCGAUCAGCUGGGGGAGAUCAGAGGCAUCGAAGCUGACAUCGAGCUGGACGACAAUGCCAGACCACGGUUCUUCCGGAGCCGGCCGGUACCGUUUCCACUGAGGGAGAAGGUGAACCAGGAGCUCGACAGGCAGCUGGAGGAAGGAGCACGUGGACAACCUCGAACAACUGCUCAGUCGCCUUCAGCAGUACGGUGUGCGGCUGCGCCGCGAGAAGUGCCGCUUCUUCCAGAGGUCUGUGGAGUUCUUGGGAUACACUCUCACCACCGAGGGAGUGCGACCGAGCGAAAAGAAGCCCAGGUGGCGUCUGCCACCGCCAAGGAUCCGGUGCUCAGCGUGGUGCUCGGCUGGGCUCGAACCGGCGCCUGGCCCGGGCACGCGAACGACAGCCGGUUGAAGCCGUACCUGCAGCGGAGAGAGCAGCUCACCGUGAUCGACGGCUGCGUACAGCUCGGUGAGAAGGUAGUCAUACCUGACAGAUAUAGAGCUCAGCUACUGAAGGAGCUUCAUGAAGGCCAUGUUGGCAUUCAUAAGAUGAAGUCACUGGCUAGGGUGUUCCUCUGGUGGCCAGGGCUAGAUGGAGAUAUUGAAAAAGUAUGCCGUUCGUGUCCGUCCUGUGUCGAGAACGCGAACAUGCCCAAACCAGAGAAUGUACACCCGUGGAAAUACCCAGUUCAGCCUUGGGACAGAGUCCACAUUGAUUUUGCCACUUUUGAAGGAAAAACCUACCUUUUGCUCGUUGAUGCUUACUCAAAAUGGCCAGAAGUGCGAUACAUGUCUAGCACAACGGCUACUAAGACCAUCGAAGUGUUGACGGACAUUUUUGCAACGCAUGGUUUUCCGGUGACGUUGGUGUCAGACAAUGGCCCGCCGUUUACCUCUGGAGAGUUUCAGAGCUACCUGGCAGCGCGAGGUAUUCAUCACCGUCUGACACCGCCGUACCACCCAGCGUCAAACGGGCAGGCGGAGUCUCUGGUACGUACCUUCAAAGCUUUCCUCAAGAGGUAUGCAGGACCCAGAACCACAGCAGUAGCACAAUUUCUGGCAAAAUACAGAACGACUCCAUGCGUCACAACAGCCCGGGCACCCGCCGAAUUGCUUUUUGGGAGACUGCCUCGGACAAAGCUCUCGCUCCUCAAGCCCAGUGUUGCAGCGCGGAUGCGACAUGAGCCUGUCGACACUGUCUCACGAUCAUUUCUUGCAGGUCAACCUGUCUUGGUUCGAGAUCUGCGGCCAGCAGCGACCGAGAAAUGGCAGCGCGCUGUCGUCGUCGCCAUUGGAGGCCCACUGACGUACAGCGUGCGGCUGCCGGACGGUCGCAUACGUCUCGCCCACGUGGAUCAUCUGCUGGCCGACGGCUCUGCUUCUGUGACGGCUGAGCGUGGGCCCCUCGAUGCGCGGGUGACGGUGCCGCCUCCGACGGAGCCGGGAAAGCUUCGCGGUCCAGCAGUGCCAUGUGUGAUGGACGCUAGGGGGCGUUUUCCGUAUAUCAGUGAUUAUAAUAAGCGAGCAACAUGCGAGGGCAAUCGUGGCGCGCGUGCAUCAGAGCCGGUAGAAGCGGCGCCGGCCUUGCGGCGCUCUGCUCGGCUGGCUAAAAAAACUUGUUAAAGGGGGAGGAGUGCUGUGAGUGAACGCCGUCUAUUUGCUGCAUGUGCUGGUCGUGUGACCGCUCG